UCAUCUGAUCCAAAAAAUGCUUCUGGUUUUAACAGUGUUCAGCAACACCAUCAGAAAUGGCAAUCUGGAGAAGUCAGUCAAUCAGUUCGGAAUGUCUGUAAUUCAAGUGGAAAUGUGACAGCAAAUCAGCCUUUUAAUCAAAUGUCUGUGCCAUCCCCUGACAUUUCCAAGCAGCUAUAUGAUGUUGUGCAAGAAAGGGAAACUGUUUCUUCGGUGGCUGCUUCAAAGCCACUGAAUGAUCCUGCUUCAGUUCAAGAAAGCCAGACUAAUAGUUUGAUGAAUAGGCCUGUUAAUUCUCAAAUUCCUACAGCAGCAGCAGGUGGACAAUCACUUACAAAGGACAGAUUAGCUUGGGAAGCUCAAAAGCUGCUCGCUAUUAAAAAAAAAUGUGUCCUGCUUGAAAGGUUGCAUCAUUAUAGAAGAAAACUCUUAGCAGCUUCAGAACAUGACAAAAGUACUCCCCCACUUCCUCCAAAUUGUCAAGCUACUCUUGCUAAUUGUCUUCCAGGGGUGCCCAACCAAAAUGUACCACCUUCCCCAUCUGAAACAACAAGGACAGAGCAUCCAAUACUUAACUCUUCACCUGAAGAAAGAAAUGACAAAAACGUAGCCAGUGCUGAUAACAGAGGAGUAGAGGUGACUCAAAGCAACCCUCAGGUGGAGCAGGGAAGCCUUUCAUCAAGCUCUGCUCCUGUUGCCUCUCAGAGCAACCUCCCAGCUCAAUUAAAUAAUCCCAAGAUCGCUCCUGUCCUGGAACAAAGGGAUGCACAUGCUGUGGACUCUUCUCAAACAACUGCAACAUCCUUGAACAAUGCUUCGUGUUUGAGUCAAGUGGAUAGCUCUACCAGAAUUGUAUCAAAAAAUAUGCCGACUUACCCUGAGAACUCAUCAUUUUUACGGUUUGUAUUGAGCAGCACCAAUAUAUUGAAAGAGAAGACUGCUGGUGCUACUGCUGAUAAAAUACUGACUAGUCUCUUAUGUAGUGAAAAAACACUGAUGGAUACAUCUGUCUCAGGUGAAAGCUUACUAAAAGACACUAGUGAGAAGAAGAUAGAAAAUUUGAAAGGUGAGCAGGCAUGUAUGGUUUACAAAAACUCUCCCGUAUCAGAAAAAAAUGAAUCUAGUGAAGCUAAAUUGCAGAAUGAUGUACCUCAGAAAAAAAUGUCAUUUACUGAAAAUACACCUUUUAAACAGAGCAAUUGUAGUUAUUCUGUGGAAGAGCUAACUGCAUGCCUUGGCUUGUGGAGAAAGCAUCCAUCAGAAUCUGUAAGUGUGCAAAAUAGCCAGGCAAAUGAAAGCCCCACAGCGAAUCAGAUUUCACCUUGCAGCCAAACCACAAAAAAUAGAGAACAAAAUAAUGUUGCGGUUAGUACAGAUGAAGCCGUUUUGCCUGUAACUGCUUCUGUAGCACAAACACUUGAUACAUUGGCUUGCAAUUUGAUAAAAAGUUUUGAACUCCAAGUUGCAGUUGUCUCUCCUUUAGUACUUUCUGAACAGAGAACACAGAGUGAGCUGGCAGACAAAUGUCCAACAUCUGUAGGUAAAAACUCUCCAGUGAUUGACUCGGGAAGCACAUGUAGCUUGCAAGAAGAGGGGAAAAAUGGUUUAAGUGUGGUAAAUAAAGGAACAAUAGAAACUGUUCAGUUGUCACCCAGUGAUUAUGUUCUGGUACAAAAAGAGGACUCACAUUUGCAACAGACCAGAUCAGCUGAUGGAAAUGAAAUAGUGAAAAACAAUGUGAGUGCAAAUGAUUCAUGUGACAAAAAACAAAGGAAAGUUAGUCAAUCUGCACAAGGUACCAAAGAAAAUCUGCAGUUUGGAUUAGAAAACAAGCCUUCCGUUCCUGAAUUGGGCCUAAAUUCUUCUAGUCAAAUCAUUCAAGAAGGUAUAAGAAACCAUAAAGACAAGCAAGCUGUGUUAGAGACAGGAGAUACAUCCACAGCUGUGUUGGAAGAACAGAUGUUUUGUAUUUCUGCUGUAUGUUCUCUUGUUGAAGGUGAUACAUCUUAUAAUCCACAAAUAGCAAGUAUCUUCAGGUCAGUCACUGAGACACAUGCAUUAAAUGGUACCUCAUCAGAAGGAAACGCAUCUGACUCAAGGCAGAAGGAACAACAUCUAGAUUUGCAUAAUAAUGAGCUGAGCAAUAACACUCCCCGAAGAGAGAACCUGCUGCAUAAAAUCGAAGAAUCAUCAAGCUCCAUGAGUAAAGCAGGUAAGAUUUGGGAUGGUGUCACAGCUAGUCAUUUGGAGAAAGAAAGCAGUGGUAGUCCUGUUAAAACAAUUUCUACCUCAGAACAAAAAAUGUCAUUCAGUGCAUCUUUUGAGCAACUUGAAAAUAACUUGGAAAUUGUUGCUAGUAUGAAUGAGCAGUUGGCUCAAAAUUCAUUAGAUUGCUCAAUCAGUGUAACUGCUGAAACAAAUGCAUUCACUGUUCCAAGAGACAGCAGUAAACAAAACUUCAUGUCCAGUAAAAAUAGCCGAGAGAAAGAGAUUAAUCUUUUGGGAUUGGAACCUAUUAAAUGUCUAAACAAUCAGCUGUCUGAAUUAGUGAAAGAGUUUCCGUAUGGCAUUGAAGGUGCUGAUAUGCUAACAAAAGAACCAGUACAAAACAAUUCAGUGGCUGAGCAGAGGGAGAAUCAACCUCAGAAAGAGACUCAAAUUUGUGACAAGAAUUCUCAUUUGAAGGACCCAGUAGAUCAGAUGAAAAUUGCAGUGUUAAGCUCUGAUCAGAUGCAAGAACUGUUUCCUGAACAUAGCUGGUAUUCGUCUAGUGACAGCAAGAGAGUUGUGGAUCAAGAGCCAGGAAAGACUUCAAGUUCAGCUGAGGGGAACCUUGAAGGCAGUAUUCAGCUCAGUCAGAGUCUAUGUGAGAAGAAAACAACAACACAAAAAACCUCCAAGCCCAGAAAAAAAAAAAUAAAAAAUUGUCUGUCUCUAACACGCACGUCUGAUUCAGAGAAAAAUGAUAAUCAACUUGCAAAAAAUGAGAAUACUAGCUCUAUAGAGAGACAAGAAAACAGCAGUAAAUCUGAUGCCGUAACAAAGAGCUGUGCAGUGGGAAACCUGCCAAUUUCUGAAAAAAUCCAAAACAGUGUUAGUAAAAAUAAAGAAGAUACUUGCACAUACAUGUCUGUAACAAACGAAAAAGCUAGGUUAAAGGUGAAUAAUGAAUACAAAGUGCUUACAACACAACAGGAAAAAAUGGGACCACUUAAUUCCUCUGAAAACCAGGAUAUUGACAAAUCUAAAAGGAACAGCCAGAAGGAAGAGCCGCAAAUCGACAGAGGAACCCAGCUGUUAGGCAGAGAAUUUCAUUCUGCCAAAAAAGAACAUCAGACCCACUCAGAAGAGUUUUCAGAGGAACCUGGUCAUACAGGUGCAGACAACAAGACAAAGUCAUCCAAAAAGAGAGUUUUCAAAGAGGGCCCCCUUUCAAAAGAUAAAACCAAACUAGGUUUGGCCAUGAAAUCCAGAACAGAUGUUCACAAAUUUACCAAGUCAGGAACUGUUGAAAUUAAGCAUGCUGAAGUCAAUCAAGGACAAAAAAAUAAAACCUAUGAAGAGAACUCAGCUGAAGAACAGGACUGGAGGAAACAAAAGGAGUUACUUGGGCAAGAUGUAGGAAUUAACAUAAAAGAGAAAGCCCAAUUAUCAGUGGAAACAAAAGAUAAAAAGCUGAAGAGUUACUGUGCUGAUGCUGUAAAGUUCCCAAAUUUUGGCACUGUAGACUUAAAGUCAAGAAACUCCAAAUAUUCUCAGCAUAAAUCUAUGAAAGCUCAUCCUUCACAGGAGCAGUCAUACAAACGAAAGAGGAGGGAAAAUAUGAUUGGGAAGAGAGAUCUUAAGAAAAGAAAGGUGGAAGAGGAAAGAUUGAAACAAUCUGAAGAAAAGAAUUCCAAGCAGCUUUCACAUAAUUGCAUGAUAAAUACUGACAGAGGUAAAAAAUUGCAUGGAGAAAAUAGCUGGAAACCGAAGAGUUCAUUAGCAGAUCACUCUGUGCUUAAACUACAGAGAAGAAGGGCUCGAUCUUCUAACAUCUCUAAAAACUACUUUUCCAACAAAGAGAGACGUCUUGAUGGUCAACACAAAGACAAGUGCUCUGAAAAAAACCUGCUGUACUUAAAUAGAAGAAAUAACAGAUUAAAAUUGCAUAUUCAAAAGGAACCAAAAAAACACUACCUGAACAGAGUUGCAUUUAAGCGUACAACACAGGAACGCAUAUAUCUGACAAAAUUAGAGACAUCACCUGUCAGACCCAUCUGGCAUAUGAAGUCCACAGCAUCACAAAACAGCCCAGAUGUGAAAAGAGAUGCUCCUGUCUCAGAAUCUGAGAAAUCAUGCAAACUGGAAGUACUUGAAUUUAAGCUGUGUCCAGAGAUACUGUUCAGAAAUCCAGCCACUGAUGAAGAAAGCUUAGGUGCAAAGAAUUCCCUGGAAAGAGAGAAAGUCAUUGUGGCAGGUGUCAAGAGUAAGAAAGAAGAUUGGUUAAAAUGUGAUCCAGUGAAGCAAAAAAAGCUGGAAGAGAUCUCUACAGCUGAGGACAGUAUUCCACUUGAUACAGCUAUACAGAUCCUGGAUGGAGAUGGCAAGGCUCUUCACAUUCCAAGCAAAGACUCAAAAGAGAUAUUUCAGACCUACAGAAAAAUGUAUCUGGAAAAAAAGGUGCAAAAGCCUUGAUAGCACUCCUAUAUCAUAGGUCUUAUUUAAUAUCACUGGGAAAAAAAUUUCCAACACUAGAAUGAUUUUUCCUGUUUAUUUCAUCUUUCUAAAUAAUGGUUUAAAAAAACAUUUGAGUGUUGGCAAUUUCCCCCCCUAUUUCUCAUAUUUGUGAGUGAUUGAGAUCUUAUUCUGUGUUUAUUGCACAAAUAUGGUUUGGUGCAGAGAAUGCCAUUGUCAAAUUUAUUGUUUCAUUUUGGCAUAUUUUAAUCUUUUUUUUAACGAUACAAGAGUUAGUUGAAACUUGACCAAAAAAACUCAAAACUCAUUUAAAUUGUCAUAAUCUGUUUUCUGAUUCUGUAAAACUUCUACUUGUACUUUCCACUGCUGGCAGUGGAAAAAUAUUCUUACUGGAAAAAGAUUGCAGUGGAUUCCAAAGCAUUACACCUUUAUUUUCUACUUACACUAGUCUGAUUUUUGUGCUUCUAACAAGGCUUUUUAUUUUUGUAGAAACUUUUUUUUUUU
Molecule: messenger RNA, 5181 nt
Organism: Athene cunicularia (burrowing owl)
Lineage: Eukaryota; Metazoa; Chordata; Aves; Strigiformes; Strigidae
Gene: RESF1
Product: KIAA1551 ortholog
Exons: 3
Cellular component (GO): nucleus
Molecular function (GO): histone methyltransferase binding
Source: RefSeq, a predicted model, not a curated record